UCCAGCUUGUUUCUUGAAUCUUGAAUCUUGGAUCAUCAAUUAUUAGUCUUUCUCUUACUGUACCAUCUUUAGGGUGAAUGAAAAAGGUUAUCAAUCCGCGGUAAGUGUAGGCCUUGGAUUAGUGAUCAAGUCCCGGAGAAGGGUGUUUUUGCAGGGUAAUUGCCCGAAUUCAGGUUCAGACAUCGGUCUUGUAAGAAGGGAAAUUUUUUCAUAAUGUAAGAUGAUUAUGGUGCAGGCAAAUGUAAAUAUUGGAGAUCUUUUCUAUAUAUAUAGCGGAUUGAAAAGAAAAAUUUUAUAAUGACGUCUUCCCCACCUCUAGUGCAAAAACUAGCAGCUGAUCCUGCAACAAAUAAGAAUGCACAGAGCAGUGUAACUUGCGUUUACCAGGCGUAUAUUGGAGGUUGUUGGCGAAGCAUUACUGUUUUAUGGACCAAGAACAUGAUGAACUAUUCGUUAAUCAUGUCUGUGGAUAGUAUGGAAACUGAUCACCAUCAAACCUGCAAAGUUGAAUUAAAGCCUUGGCAUUUUUGGUCGAGGAAAGGGUACAAAUCUAUUAACGUAGACGGUUACCAGGUGGAUGCAUAUUGGGAUUUUCGGUCUGCUAGAUUUUCUGGAAGUCCUGAGCCUUUCUCAGAUUAUUAUGUAGCAAUAGUUUCAGAGGAAGAGGUGGUGUUAUUAUUAGGGGAUUUGAAGAAGAAGGCUUAUAAGAAGACUAAAUCAAGGCCUGCUUUACAUGAUGCAUUUCUGUUUUACAAAAAGGAACAUGUGUUCGGUAAGAAGAAUUUUGCAACACGAGCAGCAUUUGAUCAGACAGCAAAGGAACAUGACAUUGUCGUUGAAGGCUCAACAUCGGGGCCUAAAGAUCCUGAAAUGUGGAUCAGUGUUGAUGGGAUCGUGCUUGUCAAUAUCAAGAACUUGCAAUGGAAGUUCAGGGGAAACGAGACCAUCACAAUAAAUAAGCAGGCAGUUCAGGUUUAUUGGGAUGUCUAUGGAUGGUUAUUUUGUGACCCGGGGUCUAAUCACGGAUUGUUUAUAUUCAAGCCUUCUGUAACAGAACACGAGGGCGACAAAGAUGCCAAUGGUAGUGCUCACGGUAAUGGCAGUGAUUGCAGCGGGGAUAGCAUGUAUUACUCUACCGUAGGACAUUCAAAAGAAACACAAUUUUGCCUUUUUCUUUAUGCUUGGAAAGUUGAAUAGUGACAAGAAUUAUAAAUUCAAUUGCAUUGAGUAUUAAUGGCUUCUGAUUUGUGCACAUUGUUGAUUGUGGUUAUUCUGUUUGGCUUGCUA
Molecule: messenger RNA, 1287 nt
Organism: Daucus carota subsp. sativus
Lineage: Eukaryota; Viridiplantae; Streptophyta; Magnoliopsida; Apiales; Apiaceae
Exons: 1
Coding region: 298-1197 (299 amino acids)
Source: RefSeq, a predicted model, not a curated record